This is a messenger RNA of Limulus polyphemus (Atlantic horseshoe crab), 4969 nucleotides long. RefSeq names its product E3 ubiquitin-protein ligase UBR3-like (gene Ubr3). The transcript is spliced from 31 exons. Gene Ontology annotation, biological process: ubiquitin-dependent protein catabolic process via the N-end rule pathway; protein ubiquitination. The annotation marks the transcript as partial. The record is from RefSeq and is a predicted model, not a curated record. NCBI's taxonomy places the organism in Eukaryota, Metazoa, Arthropoda, Merostomata, Xiphosura, Limulidae. Gene Ontology annotation, cellular component: cytoplasm; ubiquitin ligase complex. Gene Ontology annotation, molecular function: zinc ion binding; ubiquitin protein ligase activity.
UCGACGAGACAAAAUGGCUGAUGUCGAUGUGACAUCGCUGAUUAAAAAAGGUAAAAGAGGGGCAGCUGCUUAUUUUCAAGCAGAAUGUCAAAGAACAAAUAGUCCAAGAUCGCUACAUGACUUACUUGAUAUCAUAAUAGACCCUUCAAAACCAAUUGAUGACUGGGAGACAAUCGACUGGUGUCGAUGGUUGAUGGCAGGCGGAAAGACUCCUGACGAAUAUUCACAGACAGUUCGUAGGUAUGACAAUGCUACAACCUGUGGUUUGGUGUGGACAGCCAAUUUUGUGGCAUAUAGAUGUCGGACAUGCGGUAUCUCCCCGUGUAUGUCUCUGUGUGCUGACUGCUUUCAACAUGGUAAUCAUGAAGGACAUGACUUUAAUAUGUUCCGCAGCCAGGCAGGAGGAGCGUGCGACUGUGGAGACACGAGCGUCAUGAAAGAGUCAGGGUUCUGCAAUCGGCAUGGACCUAAAGCUCAGCUGAACAAAACCUUGGCUCCUCCAGAUCUGUUAUGUGUUGCUGAAGCUAUGAUGCCUCGAGUAAUUCUCAGACUUAUUCAAUAUCUACGAGAACACAGUGCCAACUCAGGAGACUUGAGUGUUAUUAGCGAAGCGGAUGGGUUCCUUUCGAUGCUACAUCACCUGAGUGAAAUGGGGGGAGCUAUGAGAAUGGUGAUGACAAGAGCAUUAACUAAUCCAAGAACUUAUUCAUGUAGCUGUCUUGUUGAAGACUGUGAUCAGCGUUAUCCUGAAAGUCUUGGAUACCUAAGGAGAAGCCAGCUUUUAUAUGAAGAAGCCAAGAAAACUCUACAUAACUGUGAUUGUCCAGUAGAGUAUCAGGAAACUAUUCCAUCCUUCCAUCCUGAUUUAAAACACAGCACUUUCCUUGAGGAACUGGUGUUUUGGACAGUCAAGUUUGAAUUUCCUCAGAAACUUAUCUGUUUCUUACUUAACAUGCUGCCUGACCCUCAUUACAAGGAGGCAUUUACCCAGACUUUUGUUCAUCAUUACAGUCGCAUUAGUGUGAUGUUGGCUCAUUCUUCAGAUUCUGAUACUCUAUCUAAUAGGGUUGUACAUGUCAGUGUUCAGCUGUUUAGUAAUGAAGCUCUGGCUUUCAGAAUGACAAAAAACUUCAAGUUACUACAUGUAAUGGUGAUUAGCUUAAAGGCUAUGAUGAUGAAAAUUUUGAUCCAGAAUACUUUGCAAGAUACAGAAAAAAAUUUUCAUUUUGUUGUUAACUGCGGUAAUCGAGUUAUGAAAGAUCAUUGUUAUUGGCCAGUAGUCAGUGAUCUUAACAAUGUGCUGACUCAUCGUCCAGUGGCCCUGGAGUUUUUGAAAGAUCAAUCAUUACUAGAGAUUUGGUUUUCUUUUUUGUCAAUGUUUCAGGGUAUGAACGUCAAUCAGCGAGAACUUUCGGCUCACGUAGAGUUUGAACCCAAUACCUACUACGCUGCUUUUUCUGCAGAGCUGGAAGCAUCGGCAACUGCAAUGUGGGCAUUAAUUUCUCAUCUUGAAAACUAUGAAUCUCUAGACAUCAGCAAGCAAGUUCUCUCAUGCUGUCUUUCUGCCCUCGAGGACUGGUUUGAUGCAAUAAGCUUUUCUUUAUCUGAUCAGGCUAUUCCAGACCAAGUAUCCUUUCAUUUGCCUCUCCAUCGGUAUUAUUCUUCAUUUUUAUGUCAGGCUGUUAGCCACCAGGGGGCAACACUGACAGAACUUCUUCCCCGAAAGGAACUUUUACAGCAGCUAAUGAUCCAUCCUCUUCAGGCAAUAGUUGCAUUCCAUGAGAUUUUAUGCGGAAUUUGGGUCCGUAACGGGUUGCAGAUUAAAGGGCAGGCUAUGACGUAUAUCCAGUGUCAUUUCUGUAACUCCAUGGUUGAUGCUGAUCUGUUUCUUCUGCAAGUUUGUGCCACUCAUUUAGACCCUGACUGGUUCCUACAAACUGUAUUACAGAGACUUAAACACUUGUUUUCAGUUUCCAAAAAGUUGCUUGGGGAGAGGUUCACAAAAGAAGUCUAUGCUUUGUAUGCUCCUGAAAAUGUCCAAGUUUGUGGACAAACCCUCAGUGGAUCUCUUACUUUUGUUUCUCAGUGGAUGAGUGAAGAAGAAGUUACUAGACAAGAAAUGGUAUCAUUGUUAACUAUGAAUGACAGAACACAUUCUCAGCUGAUGGAUUUACUUCCAGAAAAAUGUGGCACUGCUUCACAAAACAAAGAUUUUGAAAGUAUUCUUGCAAAAGUAGCUGAUUAUCGUGCCCCAAAUUUUGAAGCUGGUGGAACAAUGUUGCAAGGAAUGUAUGUUCCUAAACCUGAAAUCUGGGAACAAGAAUAUGAUCCUAUCCACGUUUUGCUACGAGCAGUACACAGGAGGGACUUUCAGUCUUCUGUUGACCGCUAUACUCAGCAUGUAAGACAAAGUGGCAAGUAUAAAAAUUCCAGCCCUCCUUGGCUACCAUAUAGAAUUCCUAAAGCUGUCAGUCCCCAGUUUCCUGAUCCACGAAAGCUUCUUCAUUCCAGAACGAUGCAUGCAAUCAUCUUUACAGUUCUUUAUCGAGCUUGGCAUGAUCCUGAUAUUCCUGAGCAAGUUGUAGCCUUGUCUGUUUAUUUACUUGACAUGGCCCUCAGGUUUCCUCCACUUUCUUGUUCAGCCCACGAAAUGGUGUCUCCAAUGAAAGAAGAAGUUCCCAAUCUGGACUUUGUUCACUGGUUUCCCACAGACUGGACACUUCAGAACAUGGUGUUGACCAUCCAAAGAGUUGUUGUCAUGGAGCAAGCUGAAAUUAUGGAGGGAGUUGUUGAAGAAAUGGAUGUAGAUGAGGAGGUAGAUGGACCAUCAGAGGGAGCCACAUAUCUUGUGCAGAGUCCCACUGUUGAAGAAGAAGGAUUCAGCUCCCCAAGUCAUCAUCCGUCACUUCCAACAUCUAGCGUACACUUAGCUUUACCAGCCACUGUAGCUACAACGGGUGCUUUAGUGCCCUUGUCAGGAAAUCUGGUCAGUCAGACGUCGGGCAGUACAUCAACGGUUUCUGUAGUUGCUCAACAUUCACAUGGCUAUUCAGACACUGAUUCUGUGUCUCCCAACAUGGUACUACCGCCACCUCUACCUCCGCCUCUCCCUCCAGGAACUCUCGGCAGUGGAGGAGGAGGAUCAAACCUGGCCGUAGUUCCCAGCUCAGUAGGGCUAACUUCAAUUCAUCCCCGUAUCUUCAAGUGGAGGAGAUUUCCUGGUCGAAACAGGGUGCUUCCAAACAAGCAGAGUUUACAGUCGGCUGGACCCGGAGAGAGUUCCUCCACACACUAUCAUCAAGAGUCAUUAAAGGAACUGCCUCCUAGUUGUAAUUCAGUUGUAGAUAUAAAUGAGAGCCUCUUGUCAUUGUUACUUAGGCUGCAUUCCAAACUGUCCGGAGUAAAGGACUCUUACCGGCCACCCACAGAAAGAAUGGAAAUUUUGUCAGAUAAUGCUAUAAAUGAGUCAAGAAUUGGAGAUGGACCAUUUUUUAUUGGUCAAGUGCUAGACAGAUUUGUAAAGUUAAAUGUAUCAAGUGGUGAACAGCCAGUCCAAGAUAUCAGACAACGUUUGUGGCCAAAAAAGGAAGAGAUAAAGAAAGGAGGUUCAGCAAAGGAUGCUUUUGAUAAGGAAGAAAGGAAGAGAAGAGCAAAAGAAAGACAACAGAAGCUUAUGGCCGAGUUUGCCUCUAGACAAAAAGCUUUUAUGCAACAGACUAUGGAAACUGAGUUAGAUUCCGAUCUUGGAGACUGCGGUGAAAGAAUGAAAGAAGUUGUUGUGAAUGUUGUACAGGAAUAUGAAUGUGUAAUUUGUGGCCAGAUGGCGCCCUCAACUGAAGAACGGCCAAUUGGAAUGGUCGUACUUUUGCAGGCAACAAGCGUUCUGGGACAUAGUCGUCAGGAUGACCCAAGGUGUCACAGACUACCUUGUUCUGAUGAAGAUCGUUUGAUGUUAGGAAGAGAUCAGACAAGAGCUGCAUACAUGGGACAGAGGAUAGACCAGCUAGAUCACCAUUUUGAUAAUAAAUCGUGGCAGGCUUCAGUGAACAUUGGUUGGCAAGGUGGAGUUCAUGUCCAGUCUUGUGGACAUUACUUGCAUACUGUCUGUCAUCAGUCCUACACUGAAUCACUCAGGCAGAGCCAGAGACAUCAAAACCUUGCUGUUGAACAAGGAGAGUAUUCGUGUCCACUCUGUCGUCAGCUAGCUAACUCAGUUCUUCCUAUUUAUCCCGACAUGGGAGAGACUGUUGCAGUAGUCAGAUGUCCACCGAACAACUUGUCAGCCGUAGCACAGGAACUGUCCCAACUUAUGGCAACUGUCCCUACCCCUGUUUCUUCUAUUAGAAAAGCAAUGGCCAAUAUUGUAGAAGACCUCACAAACAGCACCUAUGCACAGUUUAGAUCCAAGUAUUCUUCUCCUAACUCGCAUAGCCUCUUCCUAUUUAUUUGCUCUAUUGCCCGAACCAAUCUUGAAUGUGAACUGGUUUACCGAGGAGGUACUCUGUCCUCCAUUCAACCUCCAAAAAAAUCAUGUUUUGUCCCUCUUUUCCAUGUGUUGGCCCUUAAUGCCAAAAUGUCUACUCCACUGCCGUAUGCCCAGGUGUGGUCACAACUGACAGGAUUGUCAGUCGAGGAUCAUCUUUCAAGUCUUGCACCCAUGGAAAGGGAAGUUCCAUUGUUCUUGAGAGAUACUCUUGCUAUUCUUCUUCAGAUUGUUCUUACUUUACCUCUUAAUGUAGACAAAGCAUACUACGGCUGUGUGGUUCAAGGACUCUAUAACUUGACGUUUGUUCGAGGUCUUGCCCAGGUGUCUUGUUACCUAACACAAGAACAGAGGAGGAGAUGGAAACAGAAGUAUGCAGAAUCCCAGGGUCAUCUUAACAGCCUGGGGUCAGUCUUAGGACUAGUAAUAGACCAUCUAGAACACAGUCCUCUUUAUAUAGAUGAUGAAGAUAUGGAUGUUGCGAUA